AUGUCUUCCCAACAUCUCCAAGCCUUGCCAUUGAAUCCAGCCAUGGACGAGAUCCGUUGGAUCAUACAAAUCCGCCGACACCUCGAAGAAUACCAGGAGGAUGAAACCAACAUCCCCGUCUGCAUCUUCAACGUCCCAAAAACCCUAAUCGCCACCAAUCCUGAUGCCUAUAUACCGCAACAAAUUGCACUGGGUCCGUACCACCGCUCGCGACCAGAGCUCUAUGAAAUGGAGCGGUACAAGGUCUCCGCUGCUAAAAGAACCCAAAAACAUCUCAAAAGUCUCAAAUUCCAAAGCAUCAUCGAUCGGUUCAUGAAGCUCGAGCCCCGGAUCCGGUCAUGUUACCAUCGUUACCUUGACUUCAGUGGGGAAGCCCUGGCGUGGAUGAUGGCCCUUGAUGCGUCGUUCUUACUUGAAUUCCUAAAAAUCUUCACUGCCAAAGACAGUAAUGUCUUAGAAACGAUAUCAUCGAGAAUGUCUCAUUUGGUCGAUUACACGGGGAGGAGGUCAGCCCAUAACACAAUCCUCCGAGAUAUAAUGAUGCUGGAAAACCAAAUUCCACUCUUCCUCUUAAGAAAGAUGUUAGAUUCUCAGCGCCCGUCGACUCAAGAAGCCGAUGAAGAACUAUCAGCAAUCUUGAUGGAGCUUUGCAAAAAGCUCUCACCGUUAAAGAUGAUGGAGAAUUUCCCAGAAAUCCAAGUCAAGCAGCGCACGCACUUGCUCGAGCUUCUUUACCACACGAUGGUGCCGAAAUCUGACGAAUUGAAGGAGACCAACGAAUCUGAAGAAAUAACAAUUGAAGUGACGAUAAAAGAAUCAUAUGGCAAUGCAGGCCAUGUCUGGCUGCUCUUCAACAUGAUAGGGGAAUUCAUGUCGUCUCUCAAGGUUCGACCCGUCUGCUACAUUAAGAAAGUUCUUAUGUCCAGACCCGUCAAGUUGGUAUUGAAACUCCCAUGGAGGAUUAUCACACAACUCCCCGGAUACUCCAUGUUAAAACAACCUGUGGAGUAUUUCUUUUCAUCGUUCCAGGAUAAGGAAAGCACCAAACCAGUAGAUUUGAAUCCAAGCAACAACAACAACAACAGGCCCCCUUCAGUCGAAGAGAUUACCAUUCCUUCAGUGUCUGAGCUGAUCAACGUCGGUGUAAGAUUCUCGGCUACCAAUGGAGAUUUAUCGACCAUCAGCUUCGAUUCGAAGACCAUUACAUUCUAUCUCCCAACUGUUACACUGGACGUGCAUACGGAGGUCAUGCUACGGAAUUUGGUUGCGUUCGAGUCGUCGAUUGCAAGUGGGCCAUUGGUUUUUACGCGAUACACCGAACUGAUGAGUGGGAUUAUAGACACGGAAGAGGACGUGAAAAUGCUGAGAAAUAAGGGGGUUGUUCAGAGCUGUUUGAAGAGUGAUGAAGAAGUAGCGAAUCUGUGGAAUGGGAUGAGCAGAUCUAUGAAAAUGACCAAAGUGCCCUCUCUAGAUAAGGUGAUUGAAGAUGUGAACAAGUAUUAUAGUAGUAGAUGGAAGGUCAAAGUUGGAAAGUGCAUGAAGAAGUACGUGUUUGGGUCGUGGCAGUGUCUAACAUUUCUGGCUUGUAUUUUGCUGUUGCUGAUGACGGCUUUACAGGAGCUGCUGAGGAUUGCAUCUUUACAACAUCUGAAAGGAUUGCUUGGGAUAGUUCAUUUCACUAUUAAGAUGGGAUUCUUACUUGUAAUACUAUCUGUUUUAAGCUUAUACCUGAGGAGAGCAUUGGAGCAGUUCUCUACUUUGGGUGAUGCAGCAAAGGUUAUCACUGAUAGAGACACUAGGAGGAGAAUCGAGCAUUUGCUGAAGCCGUUGAACUGUGCAGUGGACACCUUUUGGUGA
This is a messenger RNA of Magnolia sinica, 1857 nucleotides long. RefSeq names its product putative UPF0481 protein At3g02645. NCBI's taxonomy places the organism in Eukaryota, Viridiplantae, Streptophyta, Magnoliopsida, Magnoliales, Magnoliaceae. The coding region runs from base 1 to 1857 and encodes 618 amino acids. The transcript is spliced from 4 exons. The record is from RefSeq and is a predicted model, not a curated record.